UACUAGUCCACGUGUCAAAUGCACAGCAAAUACAGCGAUCCCACCCCAAAAUUGAAAAUCCUCCCUUGUUUCCUCGUCCCUCCUUUCCCUGUUCCAUCCGCCUCUUUGCUGCCGUUGGCUUUCUCGUCGGAGAAACCAAAGCGAAUCGUUUAAAACCUCGCUUGUUCCUCCGUCUGAUAGCCGACGUUUAGUCCUCACAUUCCCUGUCACAUUAUAAUUUCCUGCUGUAUACUCUCUCUUGGUCGAGCAAUUUGUUCUUCAUGGCGGAGGAUGACGCCGAUAAGACAGUGCACCUUCAUGGAGACCUGGAUGUGAAGAUAGUAGAAGCUCGGUGCUUGCCAAAUAUGGAUUUGCUGACGGAGCAUCUGAGACGGUGCUUAACGCCGUUCGAAACUUGCCGGAAUCCGUUUGUGAAUAAGCACAAGCACGUACCACACCGCAAGAAGAUCAUCACCAGCGACCCUUACGUGACAGUUUGCCUUGCUGGAGCGACCGUGGCUCGCACGCGCGUGAUCUCCAAUUCGCAGAACCCGGAGUGGAACGAGCGGUUCAAGAUCCCAUUGGCUCAUCCUGUUACGCACAUCGAGUUUCACGUCAAGGACAACGACAUGUUCGGUGCCGAUGUAAUCGGAAUCGCUAACGUUCCCGCCGCUAGGGUCGUGUCCGGUGAAAGCAUCAACGAUUGGUUCCCGAUUAUCAGUUUCUAUGGGAAACCACCGAAGCCGGACUGCGCGGUUAGGCUCGAAAUGCAGUUCACGAAAUGCGAAGAUAUUCCGUUGUACCGGAAUGGCAUGGGGGCUAGUGCGGAUCAAUACGGAAUCGAUAAUUGUUACUUCCCGGUGCGGCACGGAGGAUCGGUAACGCUGUACCAGGACGCGCACGUCCCUGAGUCGAUGUUGAAGGAGAUAGAAUUGGAUAAUGGGGAGGUUUUCAGGCACGAGAAGUGCUGGGAGGAUAUAUGCCAUUCGAUUCUAGAGGCGCAUCAUUUGGUUUACAUUGUUGGGUGGUCGAUUUAUCAUAAGGUAAAGCUUGUGAGGGAGCCGACGAGGCCAUUGCCGAGCGGAGGAAACCUGAGUUUGGGGGAUUUGCUCAAGUACAAGUCCCAGGAAGGCGUGAGAGUUCUGUUGUUGGUUUGGGAUGACAAAACUUCUCAUAGCAAGUUCUUUAUUAAUACGACGGGUGUGAUGCAAACUCAUGACGAAGAGACCCGGAAGUUUUUCAAGCAUUCUUCUGUUUCGUGUGUUUUGUCCCCUCGUUAUGCCAGCAGUAAGCUUAGCAUAUUCAAGCAACAGGUCGUUGGAACCCUGUUUACGCAUCAUCAGAAGUGUGUGAUUGUAGAUACACAAGCAUAUGGAAAUAACAGGAAGAUAAGUGCUUUUAUAGGGGGUCUAGACCUCUGUGAUGGACGUUAUGAUACGCCUGAACACCGGCUCUUUCGGGACCUGGAUAAUGUAUUUCAUGAUGAUUAUCACAAUCCAACAUUUUCUGCAGGAACCAAGGGUCCUAGGCAACCAUGGCAUGAUUUGCAUUGCAAAAUUGAGGGUCCUGCUGCAUAUGAUGUGCUUACAAACUUCGAGCAGCGGUGGAAGAAAGCUACAAAAUGGUCAGAGUUUGGCAGACGUUUUAAAAGGAUAUCUCACUGGCAUGAUGAUGCGUUGAUAAAGUUAGAACGCAUCUCAUGGAUACUAAGCCCUUCCUCAACACUUCCAAAUGAUGACCCUGCGUUAUGGGUCAACAGUGAAGAUGACCCUGAAAACUGGCAUGUUCAGGUUUUUCGUUCUAUUGACUCAGGAUCUUUGAAAGGAUUUCCUAAAAAUGUAUUCCAAGCUGAGGCUCAGAAUCUUGUCUGUGCAAAAAGUCUGGUAAUUGACAAGAGCAUUCAAACUGCAUACAUCCAGGCGAUCAGAUCUGCCCAACACUUUAUAUAUAUUGAAAACCAAUAUUUCCUUGGAUCAUCAUACGCAUGGCCAGCUUACAAAGAAGCAGGUGCUGAUAAUUUGAUUCCCAUGGAGUUGGCGUUGAAGAUCUCCAGUAAAAUCAGAGAAAAGGAAAGAUUCACAGUUUAUGUCGUUAUACCUAUGUGGCCAGAGGGUGUCCCCUCUUCUGCUUCUGUUCAAGAAAUUCUUUUUUGGCAGGGACAAACAAUGCAAAUGAUGUAUCAUAAAGUAGCAGAAGAGUUGAAAUCCAUGCAGCUUGAGAAUUCUCAUCCGCAAGACUACUUAAAUUUCUACUGUCUUGGUAAUAGGGAAGAACUUCGAAAAGAACUGUCAAGUUCCAACAAUCAGCCUUCCAGCACUGGUGACACGGUCUCAGCAUCACAAAAGAAUCAGCGGUUCAUGAUUUAUGUGCAUGCCAAAGGAAUGAUAGUAGAUGACGAGUAUAUCAUUUUGGGGUCUGCCAACAUAAAUCAACGAUCUUUGGCUGGUUCAAGGGACACUGAGAUUGCCAUGGGAGCGUAUCAGCCGCACUACACAUGGGCCAAGAAGAAGAAACGUCCCCGUGGACAGGUAUAUGGAUACAGAAUGUCCUUAUGGGCUGAACAUAUGGGAAUGGUCGACAAUCUAUUUAAGGAGCCUGAAACUCUCGAUUGUAUUAAGACGGUGAACAAGAUUGCUGAAGAUAACUGGAGACGGUUCACAGAGGAGGAAUUUACAUCUUUGCAGGGUCACCUACUCAAAUACCCUAUUCAGGUAGACGCCAAUGGCAAAGUAAGCCCUCUGCCCGGACAAGAGACUUUCCCAGAUGUUGGUGGUAAGGUGCUUGGAGCUCGUACAAACCUUCCUGAUGCGUUAACGACUUAGGCUCUUGUAGUAUCCUUGUUUAUAAUUUCAAACAGAUUCCCAUUUUGAUAGGGAAAGGGGGACAGUUUCAUUAUGAACUGUAACAAGCUCAUAGAGGGAAUACAAUAGCUUUUGUCUGAGUCUUGCUAACUCGUAAUCAGUUGUCAAGAUGGUCACCUUGUAUCAACAUUGCAGUCUAUACAUAUUAUUACAUGAGAGAAUUCACUU
Tripterygium wilfordii is the source of this 3008-nucleotide messenger RNA. RefSeq names its product phospholipase D delta-like. The record is from RefSeq and is a predicted model, not a curated record. Gene Ontology annotation, cellular component: plasma membrane. Gene Ontology annotation, biological process: phospholipid catabolic process; phosphatidylcholine metabolic process. The coding region runs from base 261 to 2801 and encodes 846 amino acids. Lineage: Eukaryota; Viridiplantae; Streptophyta; Magnoliopsida; Celastrales; Celastraceae. The transcript is spliced from 10 exons. Gene Ontology annotation, molecular function: D-type glycerophospholipase activity; calcium ion binding.